Neopsephotus bourkii (Bourke's parrot) is the source of this 2469-nucleotide messenger RNA. RefSeq names its product protocadherin gamma-A3-like. Lineage: Eukaryota; Metazoa; Chordata; Aves; Psittaciformes; Psittacidae. Gene Ontology annotation, biological process: homophilic cell-cell adhesion. Gene Ontology annotation, molecular function: calcium ion binding. Gene Ontology annotation, cellular component: plasma membrane. The record is from RefSeq and is a predicted model, not a curated record. The transcript has 2 exons. Bases 1 to 2469 code for a protein of 822 amino acids.
AUGGCGGGGAGAGGAGGGCGCUGGAGCCAGAGGGAUCAAGCCCUGCUGUGCACCGUCCUGGUGGCGGCGUGGAACGCGGCUUGGGGGCACCUGCGCUACUCGGUUCCCGAGGAGCUGCCCAAGGGCUCGUUCGUGGGCGACGUGGGCAAGGACCUGGGGCUGGAGCUGCCGGCACUCCGCGAUCGCGGCGUCCGAAUCGUCUCCAAAGGUAGGACGCAGUAUUUCGCCCUGCACGGGAAGACGGGCCAUUUGGUAACAGCUGAAAGGAUAGACAGGGAGCAGCUGUGCCGGCUAGUGGAGAAAUGUGUGCUGAGCUGCGAGGUGAUAGUGGAGGGGGAAAUGAAGCUUUACGAAAUUGAAGUGGAGAUCACGGACGUUAACGACAACGCGCCCAGCUUCAGGGAAAUGGAGCUGGAGGAGACAAUGAGUGAGAUGACAGCCCCGGGGUCGCGGUUUCCCUUGGCCAGGGCUCACGACCCUGACGCGGGCCCGAAUUCCCUGCAGCGCUACGAGCUGAGUGGCGACGACCACUUCUCGCUGGCCGUGCUGGCGGGUCCCGGCGGCGAUCAGCGUCCCGAGCUGGUGCUGGAGAAGGCGCUUGACCGGGAGGAGGCGGCGUUUCACGAGCUGGUGCUGAGGGCGAGCGAUGGUGGAGAGCCUGCGCGGACGGGCACGGCGCGGAUCCGCGUGGUUGUGCUGGACGCCAACGACAACGCGCCCGUUUUCAGCCAGGAGGAGUACAGGGUGCGUGUGCCAGAGGAUGUGCCCGUGGGCUCCGUCCUCGUCACCCUCACGGCCAUCGACGCUGAUGAAGGGCUUAACGGUCAUUUGAAAUAUUCGUUGAAAGAAAUGCAGCUGAUAUCGGACGUGUUUCAGCUGGAUUCUGAGACGGGAGAGCUCACCUUGGUGCGCAGCUUGGACUUCGAGGAAGAUGACUCCUACGAACUAGACGUGCAGGCACGGGACAGCGGGGGCCUUUUCGAUACAGCGAAAGUCGUGAUCGCUGUUACAGACGUCAACGACAACGCCCCGGAGAUUUCGGUGCGAUCGUCGCUGUGCGAGAUCUCUGAGGACGCGCCUUCGGGGACGGUGGUGGCCCUGCUACAUGUGCAGGACAGGGACUCGGGGACGAACGGCCACGUGCGGUUCUCGCUGGACGGAGGCGUCCCGUUCCGGCUCCAGAGCUCUCAGGGGAGCUACUACAGUGUGCUAACGGCGGGGGAAAUGGACCGCGAGAAGGUGUCCGAGUACAACGUGACCGUGCGGGCGGUGGACGGUGGGUCGCCGGCGAUGCAGAGCAGCACAGUGCUGGCACUACGGGUGCUGGACGUGAACGACAACGCACCCGUGUUCGCCGAGCCGCGCUAUAGCGCCCGGCUGGCAGAGAAUAACGCGGCGGGAGCGCUGCUGCUGACGGUGCGGGCAACGGACGCGGACUGGGGGCAGAACGCGCGCGUGCGGUACCGGCUUUCGGAGGGGUGGGUGCGGGGCGCGCCGCUCUCGUCGUACGUGUCGGUGCAGGCAGAGAUGGGCGCGCUGUACGCGCUGCGCUCGUUCGACUACGAGGAGGUGCGCGAGGUGCGGCUGUGGGUGUGGGCGGAGGACGGUGGCGCGCCGGCGCUGAGCAGCAACGUGUCAGUGCUGCUGGAGAUCGUGGACGAGAACGACAACGCGCCGCAGGUGCUGUACCCGCCGGCAGCGGCGCCUUCGGCGGCGGUGUCGGGCUGGUCGGGCGUGGAGCUGGCGCCGCGGUCGGCGGAACCCGGAGCGCUGGUGGCCAAGGUGGUGGCGGUGGAUGCGGACGCGGGGCAGAACGCGUGGCUGUCGUACGAGCUGGCCAAGGCGACGGAGCCGGGGCUGUUCCGCGUGGGGCUGCACAGCGGCGAGGUGCGCACGGCGCGCUUCACGCUGGCUCGCGACGCGGCUCGCCAGAGCCUGGUGGUGGUGGUGAAGGACCACGGGCGGCCGGCACUGUCGGCCACGGCCACGCUGACGGUGGUGCUGGCCGAGAGCGUGGCCGAGCUGCUCUCGGAGUUGGGCAGCGUGGCGGCGGCGCCGGGCGAGCCGGCCGCCAGCCUUACGCGCUGGCUGGUGCUGGCCGUGUCGGCCGUGUCCUGCCUCUUCCUCUCCUUCCUGCUGCUGCUGCUGGCGCUGCGCCUGCGGCACUGGCACCGCUCGCAGCUGCUGGCGGCGUCGGGCAGUGCCGCCUUGCGCGGUGUCCCGGCCUCGCAGUUUGUGGGCAUCGACGGCGUCCGCGCCUUCCUGCACUCGUACUCGCAUGAGAUGUCUCUCACCGCCGACUCGCGCAAGAGCCAUCCCCGCUUGUCCUCAGGCAGCUGCUGCGACACGCUCCCGGCCCGUCCGCCUCCUGAGGCUUCGGGUGAUCUCGUCCCUGCCGGAGAUCACAUUGACCGGAAUGAUGGCCAAGUUUGCUUUCAGUCGGAUGUCAUCACAUCUAACUUUCCCUAA